This is a messenger RNA of Paraglomus occultum, 792 nucleotides long. The record is from the annotation of a GenBank genome assembly. NCBI's taxonomy places the organism in Eukaryota, Fungi, Glomeromycota, Glomeromycetes, Paraglomerales, Paraglomeraceae.
AUGGAUCCAAGCGAAAUACAAGAAACGUUACUCACAGAGAGGAUUCUUAUCCCUUCGGUGCAUGACAAUAAACUUCUUCAAACACGUGUGUCUUACUUGAAUCGAGGCGGAACAUUGAAAGCCGCUAUUAUUUCACAUCCAUAUGGGCCACUAGGAGGAAACUUUAACAAUAAUGUGGUGGUUGCGAUCGAAGAAUUCUUUUUGAGUAGGGAAUAUCUUACCUUAGCCUUUAACUUUAGAGGUGUAGGAAAAUCGGAAGGACGCACCAGCUGGACAGGUGCAGCCGAGUGUGAUGACUAUCGGACAAUGGUCGACUUUCUCGCGAAUCAAGGAGAAAUUUCUGGCAAACGAAUCUUACAUAUUCCACCAGUCUCGGAGAUUGUCAUAGUCGGGUAUAGUUAUGGAUCGCUGAUGGCAACGUCACUGUCGUCUUAUACAACAUCUGUACCUCUCUCGUUUGUUAUAAUAAGCUAUCCAUAUUCGGUCAUCUGGUUUCUAACGUUCUUCUGUACCUCCCAAUACCUUACUUGUUUUGGUGAUCUCGUGGCCUCGGAUGAGAGCGUCUUAUUUGUUUAUGGAGAUUCUGAUCAAUUCACUAGUGUGAGAAAAUAUCGAAGGCUUGUCGAAGACUGCCACCUUACUGAAAAGCCUAAUUGGACUGUCAGAGAAUUGGACGACAUUGAUCAUUUCUGGUAUGGGACUGGAAUGGAAACAGCUCUGAUUGACGUGCUGAAGGAAUGGCUUAAUGCGCGUGAAACAAAGAAGACUGUUAAUACUAUCGACAGUUUAUGA